AAAUUCCACCAUUCCGGCCCGCGUUGUAGACAAACACCUACGUGGAACUAUAAAAUGGCUGCCACAGACAGCGGGUAAUGUGUAUCUGCACAACAAAUGCAAUUAGUAAACAAUUUGUGCGUUUCUUGCCAUUAUUCAAACUGUCGGUGAUUUGCACACAGCCGGUAUUGUAUAUGUUAAAGCACUUUGCAUCUUUGGAGGUUGUUUUACAUGCAGAAAACGUAGAAAGACUAAGCUGGAGUAAACGAACAGUAGGCCCGUUGCUGGGUAUCCGAAAUUCUCAGCUAAAACAUCUAGACAUAGUCAAGAAAACGUCACAUUAUGGCAUUUAAUGGAAUUCUCUAGAGUUCAGUCAGAUAUCGAGAGAAGGACAGUCCGCUGGUCCUUUGCAAUUACUUCUCGUUGCCGAGUUUUAUCAAUUUUGAGUAAGCUGCAUACGAUUGAUUGAGCUGUCAGAAUUUGACUAUUCUUCACCAACUUAUUAGAGAUAAACACUUCUAUAUUAAAAUAUAAUUGUUUCAUAUUAGCGGAAAAUUAAUGCAUGCCACAAACAUGAAGUUUAGAAGGAACAGGAUAAUUGUAGCAGGAUUAUUUUUUAUUUGGAUAGGAGGUAUGUACUUUUUUCUUGUCGGACAACACCACACUACUUUUGACUCCUCAAAGUCGAGAGAAGAGUAUAUACUUAGAGGAAGGAAGGUGAGACUGAAAGAGAAGCAAGGAGUUGUAAGUGACAGUAGGUCUGAACUGGGUGUACAAGACAUAGAUAAAAGGAAAAUAUCAGAUUUGAAUUCAGCAGCUUACGUAGAUGCGGAUAAAUUAAAGCCAGGCGAGGAUCCAUAUGGAAGAAAUGCGUAUAAUCAGAAAGAGAGUGACAUAUUACCAAUGGACAGAGAGGUACCAGAUGUAAGGGACCAAAAGUGCAAGAACAUUGUAUAUGACUUGAUUCUCCCAACAACUUCUGUGAUUAUUUGCUUCCACAAUGAAGGAAGAUCUGCUCUUCUUAGAACUGUAAUAAGUGUACUGAACAAAACCCCUGCUGAUCUUUUAUCUGAAAUUAUCAUGGUGGACGACUUCAGUAAUAAUCCUGAAGAUGGAAAAGAGCUUUUGAAGCUUCCCAAAGUGAAGUUGAUCAGAAAUGAAAAAAGAGAAGGUUUGAUCAGGUCACGUGUUAAAGGAGCAGAUAUUGCAAAAGGAGAAGUUCUAACGUUUUUAGAUAGCCAUUGUGAGUGUAAUCCAGACUGGAUUCAACCAUUAUUACAGAGGAUAAAACAUAACAAGAAGAUUGUCACCUCUCCGAUUAUUGAUGUUAUCAGUAUGGACAAUUUUCAAUAUCUGAGUUCAUCAUCAGAUCUCAGAGGAGGUUUCGGAUGGAAUCUGAACUUCAAAUGGGACUUUCUUCCGGCAAAUGCUCUCGCUGAACACCAAAGCGAUCCUUCUGCUCCUAUCAAGAGCCCUGUAAUUGCUGGUGGACUAUUUGCUAUUGACAAGAACUGGUUUUCAGAGCUCGGAAAAUAUGACAUGAACAUGGAUGUCUGGGGUGGCGAAAAUUUGGAAAUAUCCUUCAGAACUUGGCAAUGUGGAGGUAGAAUGGAAAUUAUUCCGUGUUCAAGAGUCGGUCACGUGUUCAGAAAUCGACACCCUUACAAAUUCCCUGGAGGAAGCAUGAAUGUAUUCCAAAAGAACACGCGAAGAGCUGCUGAAGUGUGGAUGGACGAGUAUAAAAGAUAUUAUUAUGCAGCCGUACCUUAUGCAAAAAAUUCACCUUACGGAGACAUCAGUGAACGGAUGAGGCUACGAAAACAACUAAAAUGCAAACCAUUUAAAUGGUAUGUGGAAAACGUCUAUCCCGAACUGAAAAUACCAACCGAUGAUACCAUAUCAUAUGGGUCAAUAAAGCAGGCGGAUAAAUGCAUCGAUACCCUUGGUCAUGGUGAAGGUCAAACCGUAGGGUAUUUCGAAUGUCAUGGUCAGGGUGGAAAUCAGGAGUGGUCUGUUACGAAAUCGAAACAACUCAAACAUGAAGGGUUAUGUCUCGCCAUCGUUCAAGCCUCAGAGGGUACCCCAGUCCAACUACUGCCCUGCAAUAAGGAUGACGAGAACCAAAAAUGGAAACACGAGGACAUGACGUCACAUUUACUUCACAUUCAGUCUAGCUUGUGUUUAGACAGCGUAGAGGCGCAAAGCGAUAAAGGGAUGGUGCUGAACAGAUGCGACCAAGGCUCGAUGACCCAGCAGUGGGUGAUGGACGUUACAAGUUUUGAUUCUAGAUGAAUAAGAAUUGAGUAAAUUUUUAUCUUUAUAAAUCUGUAAGUCCCAAUCCGUUACAUUAGAGAAUUGAUUUUACGUUAAAAUUGAAAAAUCGUUUAGAGUUGAUUUCCAUCCUUUUAGUCUCUGAUCUAGAUUAACUCUUUUUAUAUAUUGUAUUGAUAUGUUACUGUUUUUUCAGAAAAUAUCCCAAGUAAAAAUCAAAGGGAGACAAAUUUUCUCACGUCAGUAUCUUUUUUAGAAGAAAAACGCUCCUACUUUGUAAAUUGGCAAUCAAAUAAAAUCAUUUAAUGAUGCAAAAGUAUGGUGUACUAUAGAAAAUAUUUUCUCGUUGAAGUACAGUUGGACAGUCAAAAGAUUGUUUUACAUUUUAGUUAGCUGUUUUGACCAGUCUUGAAAUCGCUCAUUUUUAAUUUAGAAAUCGCUCUUGCAUCUUUCAGAUUGCAGUUUUAUGGAUGACUGGAUAAAAAUUAUUUGUAAAGAAUAACAAUCUGUCACAGACGCUCAAACUCUUUAACCAUUCAAAUUUUCCUUUUUAUAUAAAAAAUUUUCACCCAAAAUUAACAAUUUUCUGUAUUAUGCAGAUAAGCUCAAAGGUUGCCUGCCUGGAAACUGAAAGUUUUUGCCAAAAUUCAGGAAUGCCUUAUUGUGUAUCAACUAAUUUUCUUCAACUUUUUCAGUCCUUAGUUGAGUCAAAAAUUUCUCACAAAAAUUGACAAUUUUUACUAAAGGAGUAUGCCUAAAGAGGAGUAUAUGUUUUGUCAAAGAUUUUACCAAUCCAAACGCUGAACCAAAACAGGUAACAAACAUUUUCAGCAUGUUUUUAAGUUGAUGCUUUCGAGCACUUGAAUUGCUUUGAUGCUUUCGAGGACGAGCCAGACUUAGAAUCAUAAUUCUUUAAUCAUAUUUUGGAAGGACAUUAGUAUUCCUGAACCAUUUUUAGCAUGUGAUACAUUAGAUGUAUUUUUUCAUCUUCUUA
Rhopilema esculentum is the source of this 3244-nucleotide messenger RNA. RefSeq names its product polypeptide N-acetylgalactosaminyltransferase 2. The record is from RefSeq and is a predicted model, not a curated record. NCBI's taxonomy places the organism in Eukaryota, Metazoa, Cnidaria, Scyphozoa, Rhizostomeae, Rhizostomatidae. Gene Ontology annotation, cellular component: Golgi apparatus. Gene Ontology annotation, biological process: protein O-linked glycosylation. Gene Ontology annotation, molecular function: polypeptide N-acetylgalactosaminyltransferase activity.